This is a messenger RNA of Amphibalanus amphitrite, 970 nucleotides long. RefSeq names its product zwei Ig domain protein zig-8-like. The record is from RefSeq and is a predicted model, not a curated record. Gene Ontology annotation, cellular component: neuron projection membrane. NCBI's taxonomy places the organism in Eukaryota, Metazoa, Arthropoda, Thecostraca, Balanomorpha, Balanidae. The coding region runs from base 120 to 950 and encodes 276 amino acids. The transcript is spliced from 7 exons. Gene Ontology annotation, biological process: synapse organization.
CGCGAGACGGUACCGGUGGACGCGUCACCGACGUCAGGUGACGGACGCAGCCGGUGACGCCGUGACGGUGACGUCAGUGUUAUCCGGUGUGACAUGCGAUAGUGGGACAGACGCUGACGAUGCCAGAGCUCCGUACGAUGACCUGGUGUUCACUGCGACAGAACAGCUCUGCGCUCCUGCUCCUCAUCUCUUUGAAUGUGUUUUUCCAUAAAGCGAGCCUGGCCGGACCGGUGAUACGACUGCCUCAGCUGACCUACGGCGGGUCAGCGAACGUGACGGCGACUGCCGGUCAGACCGCCAAGCUGCCCUGCAAUAUCCAGGAUCUGGGAGACAGGGCGGUAUCGUGGAUUAGGAAGCGCGAUCUGCACAUCCUAACCACGGACAUUUUCACAUACACAUCGGACGCCCGGUACCAGGUAGCCCAUCCGGAGGGCUCCCAGAACUGGACGCUGUUGGUCAAAUACGCACAGGCCCGUGAUACUGGUGUGUAUGAGUGUCAGGUAAACACGGAGCCCAAAAGGUCGUUGGCCUUUUAUCUUCGAGUAGUAGAGGCUUUUGCCACAAUCCAGGGUCCACGACAAGUGUACGCUAAAGUGGACUCAACACUGAGGCUCACUUGUGUUGUGAAUAUGCCAACCACUGGCUCAGAAGCGGUGGCACUCAGCUGGCUACAGAACGGCGAACCGCUGGCCGCCGACCGCUGGGUCACAGAGACCUCACAGGAGUACGUCACCUCGCGGCUCACCAUCAGCGGCGCCCGGCUGCGCGACUCGGGCGCCUACACGUGCGCGCCGGCCAACGCGGCGCACGCGCACGUACAGGUGCACGUCAUUAGCGGGGAACACCCGGCGGCCAUGCAGCAUGGAGCCGCGCCAGUACAACAUUGCGUCACCCCUCAUCACCUCAUUGUCACCCUGCUCUGCUUUGUCGUCAUUGUUCACUGUAGAUAAUACAAUGCGUGUUUUCUUAA